Messenger RNA from Acyrthosiphon pisum (pea aphid), 941 nucleotides. RefSeq lists its product as uncharacterized. The record is from RefSeq and is a predicted model, not a curated record. The coding region runs from base 27 to 827 and encodes 266 amino acids. Gene Ontology annotation, molecular function: protein binding. The transcript has a single exon. NCBI's taxonomy places the organism in Eukaryota, Metazoa, Arthropoda, Insecta, Hemiptera, Aphididae.
AGAUACGUGCAGCAAAGCCGCGAUGAAUGGACACUUGGAAUUGCCUGAAAUACGCACGGGAAAACGGGUGCCCGUGGAACGAGAAGACGUGCAGCAACGCCGCGAAGAACGGACACCUGGAGUGCGUGAAAUACGCAAGGGAAAACGGGUGUCCUUGGGACGAGGAUACGUGCAGUAACGCCGCGAUGAACGGACACCUGGAGUGCCUGGAUUACGCACGGGAAAACGGGUGCCCGUGGAACGAGAAGACGUACAGCAACGCCGCGUCGAACGGUAACCUAAAGUUCCUGGCUUACGCACGGAAAAACGGGUUCUCGUGGAACGAGAAAACGUGCAGCGACGCCGCGAAGAACGGACACCUGGAGUGCCUGAAAUACGCACGAGAAAACGGGUGCCCGUGGAACGAGAAAACGUGCAGCGACGCCGCGAAGAACGGACACCUGGAGUGCCUGAAAUACGCACGAGAAAACGGGUGCCCGUGGAACGAGAAGACGUGCAGCAACGCCGCGAAGAACGGACACCUGGAGUGCCUGAAAUACGCACGAGAAAACGGGUGUCCUUGGGACGAGGAUACGUGCAGCAACGCCGCGAAGAACGGACACCUGAAGUGCCUGAAGUACGCACGAGAAAACGGGUGCCCGUGGAACGAGAAGACGUGCGGCAACGCCGCGGCUAAAGGACAAUUUGAGUACAGACGGCAAUUCGGGUGUGAUUGGGACGAGGAUACGUGCAGCAACGCCACGUUGAAUCGAUACCUGGAGUGCCUGAUAUACGCACGGCAAAACGGGUGCCCCUGGGACGGGACUUACAGUUACAGAUACCUAUAAAAGCAAUAAUGUAAAUGAAGUAUCAACAAACAAAUUUUUAAAAAUAUUCUUAAAAAAUUAUAAACAAAUUAUUUAUGUAUUUUAAUAAUACAUUAUUUGACAAUUUAUUUUUCA